AUGUCUGAAAAGGCCACCAAAGAUCCUCCGUAUGACUUCCACAAAGCAGCCUAUGAAGUCGCACAAGCACCCAACGUUAUUUGUUCGGGUAUGAUGAGUAAACAAGAUCGUAAAAUGGGAGUCGUAUGGAGAAAACGUUUUUUCAUCUUGCUUGAAAAUCCAUCCAGCAGCAACACUCCUUCCUCUCCAAGAAAUCAAUACACUCCUUCCAUUCAAGUAUUAUCUAACAACAUUACAACCACCACCACUACUGGAUUGUCGGCAACAAACUCUCCCUCCUUGUUGUCAUCGUCAUCAUCCUCAUCGACAUCAUUGGGUGUAUCCUCUGCCUCCUCCUCUGUUCGAUCCAAUCGACACUUUUCAAUGAAUAUGAGUGGAUUGCAAGCAGCAGCAGCAGCUUCCUCCUCGCAACAACUCUUUACCAAUACUGGUGCAAGUAGUACGAAUAAUCAUGACAUCAUUUUGUAUUAUUUCAAGAGUCCAACAGAUACAGUAUCUAUUAGUAGUAUUAAUGUUCGAUUUGGAGUGGAGAGUGUAGAGACAAUUCAAUAUACCAAAGUUAGAAAAUAUGGACUCAAGAUUGUCACUAAAAAUCAAAGAGAAUAUUUAUUGUGCUGUGAUGAAGAAUCUGAACAAUCGAAAUGGUUGAAUCAUUUAACAUUGGCAAAGAAAGGAUCUGCUCUGAGCAAAUCGAGUGAAAAUUUGUCACAACCCAUUUCAGUUUCAACUCCUUUAUUGACAGGUUCACCAAAAGUGAUUCAUCGUCAUAUUCAAUCGAGUAUUCCAUUGGGAGUAUUCAAUGCAAUUUCAUCACCAUCUACUGCAACAACACCUCUUGUGAAAAAAGAUGAAAGUUAUAAUCGUUGGCAUGAUUGGUGUUUGAAUCAAUGUCAAAUUGGAUGUAAGGUCAUUAAAUUACCUUACCUUGCAAGUUGUUCGGGUGUGGAAAAGAAGAGAUUUUUACAAUUAUCUAAAGAUGCAAAAGUCAUUCGAUGGGGUACAACAACUAUUCAUAAGAGUACUUCAAAGAUAUCUCAAGAAGAAGAUACUCGUAUUCAUCAAUCUUUGGAUCGGCACAUCAACAUGUCACAAGUGACAGCAGUUCAUUAUGGUGUCUCAAGUAAUACUUUCCAAAGAUAUUUAGAAAAGGUCAUGACCAGUUAUGAAGCUACAAAUUGCAUUUCAUUCGUGGUUAAAACAAACAAUGGAGCGAGUAGAACGAUUGAUUUGAUAUUCUUGAAUUCGGAUGAUGCCAUGGCAUGGUAUUUAUUAUUAACAGUUUUCAAGUCAACGACUAGUACUCCAACUCAAUCGACAGAUCAAAUCAUUGCAGAUUUCAAGUGGUCUCGAUUGAGAUUGAGUGUGCAACAACGAUGUUUUUUAAACCAAACAUCAUUGGUUAAUUUUAUGGAAGAGCAAGUUUAUUUGCUUCAAUAA
This is a messenger RNA of Naegleria lovaniensis, 1437 nucleotides long. RefSeq lists its product as uncharacterized. The record is from RefSeq and is a predicted model, not a curated record. Lineage: Eukaryota; Heterolobosea; Eutetramitea; Acrasida; Naegleriidae. Bases 1 to 1437 code for a protein of 478 amino acids. The transcript has a single exon.